GGAGCGCCCAUUCAUCUCUGCACUUGGGCGUUGGACUCCGCAUCUUAUUAGCAACAAGGGAAAUUUCUCCAUUUUGCAGCCCGUCUACGGUGACACGGCCACCAAUCUGGGAUUUUAUUACUUCUCUCGUCACCUGGCUGCUUCUCCCUCGCCUCUUCCAAGCAUCCUCCGUGCGGCUGGACCUGGUGCUUUGUGUUUUCUCUGUGAACUUUUCCUUUGUGAGUGAGGGAAGGGGGACACAACCGGUGAAGAAGAAGAAGAAGAAGAAGAAGCUUUUGCGUCUCAACAAAGAGGCUUGUGGGGUCUUUGUUCGUUUUUUUUUUUAGGGGGGAUUGGUUGAGUUUCUUUGUUGGAACGAGAAGCAUGGGAGCGCAGUUUUCCAAGACAGCUGGAAAGGGCGACACCGCGGUGGAGAAGCCCGGGGAGGCUGCGGCUUCACCCACCAAGACCAACGGACAGGAAAAUGGUCACGUUAAAGUAAACGGUGAUGCUUCUCCUGCUGCUGCUGAGGCCGGUAAAGAGGAGGUCCAGGCCAACGGCAGCGCCACGGCCGAGGAGACCCCCAAGGAGGAGGGAGAAAAGGCUGAGGCCGCCCCCGCUGAAAAGGAGGCUGCCGAUGGGGAGAAAGUAGAGGCCGCAUCGCCCGCCGCUGCCGAAGGGGAGGCAGCCAAGGCGGAAGACGGUGCCACACCUUCCACUAGCAACGAGACCCCCAAGAAGAAGAAAAAGAGGUUCUCCUUCAAGAAGUCCUUCAAGCUCAGCGGUUUCUCCUUCAAGAAGACCAAAAAGGAGACGGGGGAGGGCGCCGAGGCCGAGGAGGCACCUGCUGCAGCCACAGAGGAGGCCAAGGCCGAAGCUACAGAGGAGGCCAAGGCUGAAGGGGAGGAGCCCAAAGUGGCGGAGGGGGAGGCCGCACCUGCCGCCGAGCAGCCCAAAGAGGAGGUAAAGGAGGCCGAGGCGGCGGAGAAACCCGCUGAGGAGCCCAAAGAGGCCGCACCCAAAGCCGACGAACCCAAGGCGGAGGAGAAGGCCGCCGAACCCGCCGCCGAGGAGGCACCCAAAACAGAGGAGGCCGCCCCGGCUUCACAGGAAGCAGCAUCAGCAGAGGCUCCGGCCGAGGCCGCCGCCGAAUAAGAGCAGGAAGACGAAGAAACAGAGAAAAAAGAUAAUCAAAGAACAUUCCCCUGCUUGUAUGUUGGAGUGAUGCCAUUUCAUGGCUUUGAAGAACUCGUCUACAAACAGGGAUAUUUUAAAGCUUUUUUUUUUUUUUUGGUUUCCAUUCCCCCUCACACAAAACCCAUCUCUUGAUACUUCCAUUUGGGCUAAGGGAGGUGGGUGGCUUAAAUAUGUUAAACAGAUUAAUUACAUCCUCUGCCAUAUAUUUUUUCAUCAGUAUUAUUUUUUUUUCCUUUUUAAUUUUUAUACAAAAUGUAAACAAAAAGGUAUGGACAUGCCCGAGGUCUGAAGGAGACGGGGGUUCCGAGCUGUAAAUGAAGGGGGGAGGGGGCAGUUCAGGGAGGGCAUGGGGUGGAGGAGGAGGGCCUGGGAAAUGUGCCACAGACUAUUAUGAAAAGACUAGUCUAAAAAACUAAAUGAGACCAACAUCUAUAUGAGAGGACCAUACAGUUUACAACACUAAGACAUUUUUACAAAUAAAAAAUCCAGUUCCCAGACUUAGCUUUUUAGGGAGUUCAUAUAAACUCAUAGGAGCUUUUCACUUCUCAUUAGCUGUACCAGUCAGUGAUUCAGUAGAAAUACAAGUUGUAUAGGCUUUAUUGUUUAUUGUUGGUUUUAUGACCUUAAUAAAAUGUAAGUAUGUAUAGGCGGGGUGUUUUUAACUGUGAUUAUUGUACAAAACAAAAUCUUGAUCUCAAGAAGCACAUGAAGUUUGCAGCUCUUUUUUCCACCCGCUCAUUUUUGUAAGAUAACAACAUACACACAUGCAAAAAAAAAAAAGAAAACUAGUCAUCCCGGAAAGACCUUUGAAGCAAUUUUGGACUCAAAACCAAGCUGUGAUAAGUGGAAUGGUUAACUGUUUAUAUACUGUGGUAUGUUUUUGAUUACAGCAGCCGAUGCUUUUUAUUUCCAGUGGUCUUUGACUAAAUUUAAGGAAUCUAUCAGAUGCAAAUGUUUGUGUAGCAUCUUGUCUCUCUUCAUUUUUUUUUUUCCUUUUGUAAAUACUGGAGAAGCUUUGACCAAUUUGACUUAGAGAUGGAAUGUAACUUUGCUUACAAAAAUUGCUAUUAAAACUCCUCUGCUUAAGGUGUUCUAAUUUUCUGUGAGCACACUAAAAGCAAAAAUAAAUGUGAAUAAAAUUUGA
Messenger RNA from Sphaeramia orbicularis (orbiculate cardinalfish), 2320 nucleotides. It is a transcript of the gene marcksa, whose product is annotated as myristoylated alanine-rich protein kinase C substrate a. Bases 364 to 1134 code for a protein of 256 amino acids. Gene Ontology annotation, cellular component: actin filament bundle; plasma membrane; cytoplasm. The record is from RefSeq and is a predicted model, not a curated record. Gene Ontology annotation, molecular function: calmodulin binding; actin filament binding. NCBI's taxonomy places the organism in Eukaryota, Metazoa, Chordata, Actinopteri, Kurtiformes, Apogonidae. Gene Ontology annotation, biological process: central nervous system development; actin filament organization. The transcript is spliced from 2 exons.